ACUAAGAAAGAUAAGUGCUAGGGAACAAUAGUUUCAUAAAGUUAUUCUCUGACUAUUCUGACCGUUGGCAAGUUGGGUUGAUGGAUUUAUGCACAUAAAGCAAGCGCCAUGUCUGGGAACAACUUGAGUUUUCUUUUUGAUGCACGUUUGUUGUCGCGACAGCCGGCAACCGUCACCCUACAGUUACUGCCGGACAGCGCGUCCAAACGUCCGGCUGGCGUCUACCCCACGCCCAAACCCCUCCGGUGCAGGUCCGUGCCCAGCAGGAGCAAGUCAGAGGCCAGCCCCUGCAACAUAUCGGACGACUUUGUCAGAAUUAGCCACUGCCCAUUGGUCAGACGAGACCACGUGGGGACCAACUUACCCUGGCACCAGCACCUGCAGCAGUCAUAUGACCGGAACUUGGUCUUCUCAACCACGUGCCAUGGCGGACAUGUUGGGUUUUUCAAAAACCCAAAUUUCACCCGAUCAGAUGUCUUGUGCGAUAACCUGAGUCAACAGAUGAGCCAAGAGGCAACGUUCCAUGACAAUCUACAGAACGGCCUUUCAAAAAGCUACAGCAUGCCCGUCCUACCACGGGAAAAGAUGACAAAUUUUGUGGAGCUGUGGAUAGAACAUGGAUCUAAGCUGGAUAGAAACAACCAUUUACUCGCCGUUGAUUUCUAG
Messenger RNA from Physella acuta, 666 nucleotides. RefSeq lists its product as uncharacterized. NCBI's taxonomy places the organism in Eukaryota, Metazoa, Mollusca, Gastropoda, Physidae. The record is from RefSeq and is a predicted model, not a curated record.